AUGACUACCACUGCCCCCAUAUCGGUCGCCGAAACCUACCCCCACUACGCCACGGCGUACGCCGGGCAGACGGCCAGCGACGUUCUCGCGAUCAAGGAAAUGCGUGAGCGUGGCUGGGAGGCGUUCAACACCCUGGGGCUGCCCACCGCUAGGCGCGGCAACGAGCCCUGGAAGUACACCAACGCCGGGCCCAUCGCGAGGGAAAGUUUCUCGCAUUCCGGCUUGUCCCGGGCCGGUGACCCAAUAUCGACGCUGGCGGACGUCCAGGCGGUCGCUCCGUGGCAACCCGACUGGCGCAACCUGGUGGUGGUGGACGGCGCGUUCGCUCCCGUUCUGUCAACCGGCAACACUACCGGAGCCGGCAUCGCAACGGGGUUGGCCGAUGCAGUCCAUUCGGAACCGAAGCUGGCCGCGAAUGUCCUGGGACAGCUCGCCCCGCCCGAGGAAGACGGGUUCGCCGCGCUCAACGCCGCGUUCGUGGGUGAUGGCGUUGGUAUAUACGUGCCGGCGGGAGUCGACGCUGGGGUGGUCAACGUCAUCUACCUGACCACCGGGCGCGACCAACCUCGGGCAACCCACCCGCGCACCGUGAUCGCUGCCGAACCAAAUUCUCGUGUCACCGUCAUUGAAACCUUUGCCGGUCCCGACACGCGCUACCUGACCAACACCGUGAUGGAAACCUCGGUGGGUGAGGGCGCCAGCGUCGAGCACUACCGGCUCCUGCUGGAAGGCAGCGAGGCCUACCAUGUGGGCGUGAGCCGGGUGGUGCAGCAAAAAGACUCGUCGUUCUCCUCGGUGGCGCUCUCACAGGGAGCUGCCCUGGGGCGCAACGAUUUCGGCGUCACCCUGGCCGGAACCGGUGCGCAAACCAUGCUGAAUGGCCUCUACCUGACCAAGGGCAACCAGCACAUCGACAACUACAUCAACAUCGACCACGCUGAGCCCUACGGCACCAGCCGGCUGUUCUACAAGGGCAUCCUGGGACGGACAGUCUCGCGCCGUGUUCGGUGGCAACAGGAAGCCGAGGUUGACAGCAAGCCCAGCCUGCUCAUCUACGCCGACGACGUGAAAUGCGGGCACGGCGCAACGGCGGGCCACAUCGACGUGGACACGGUGUUCUACAUGCGCAGUCGGGGCCUCGAUCUCGCCACCGCCAGUCGCAUCCUGAUCCAGGCGUUCGCCCGCGAGAUCAUCGACACGGUGGCGUUGGAACCCCUGCGGGACUAUCUCGACCAGCGGUUCCAGGAUGCCAUCCCUUCCGCAAACAUCGCUUUGCCCAUCGGAGGCCGCUCGUGA
This is a messenger RNA of Geodia barretti, 1296 nucleotides long. The record is from the annotation of a GenBank genome assembly. Lineage: Eukaryota; Metazoa; Porifera; Demospongiae; Tetractinellida; Geodiidae.